Molecule: messenger RNA, 4594 nt
Organism: Magallana angulata
Lineage: Eukaryota; Metazoa; Mollusca; Bivalvia; Ostreida; Ostreidae
Product: sodium-coupled monocarboxylate transporter 1-like
Exons: 16
Coding region: 461-2476 (671 amino acids)
Biological process (GO): sodium ion transport; transmembrane transport
Cellular component (GO): membrane
Molecular function (GO): symporter activity
Source: RefSeq, a predicted model, not a curated record
CUGUGCAAGUUUUGUGUAGUUUUGCAGGUAAUCAAUCGGCUGUGCAGCUAAGACGGAUUUAAUCAUAAAGCGAAACUACAUAAUUUUGAAUGUAUUACACCGAAUUCGGUCAUUAUCUGCAUAGCGUUUUGAUGUAGCUUUUGUCAUACACUAACCAAAGUAUCUGUGACACUGGCUGGUUAUGUGGACACGGAGCGGGCACACGGUGGAUCACUUACAAUUUAACUUUUAGCGGUGCAUGAUAUCUACCUGUACCUGCAAUACUAAAAUUCAUAUCUAAGAAACAAUUCACAAUAAACAGGUGAUUCAUUAUUCCAUCAAGGAUUGUAAUAUGUGACGUUGCAUUUGUAAAUUACUAUGAACUUAAUUUGUGAAUGUUAAUCUGGGAAAAUCCAGCUUUGUUUGACUUUUCAUUUUUACUCAGGUAAUCGACACAGGUGUAAAGUGUGUAACUUCAAAGAUGUCCAACGAAAAACUAUUCAGUAUCCAGACAGGGAAAAUUACCCAUUUCACGGAGGUGGACUAUGUGUUGUUUGGACUAUUAUUGGUGAUUUCUGCUGGUAUCGGACUUUUCUUUGCCAUCAAAGACAGAAAGCAUAAUAACACCAAGACCUUCCUGAUGGCGGGGGGAGAAAUGAGUCCCUUCCCGGUGGCUCUCUCCCUCCUGGCUAGCUUUAUGUCCGCUAUCACAAUCCUGGGGACCCCGGCAGAGAUGUACAAUUACACUACGAUGUACUAUUGGAUAGGGUUAUCCUAUCUGUUUGUUGCUUUUGGGGCUGCCCAUGUGUUUAUGCCUAUCUUUUAUCAACUAAGAGUAAGGAGUGCGUAUGAGUAUCUGGAACACCGAUUCAGUCGAGGGGUGAGAACAGCAGGCUCAAUGACAUUCUGCGUACAAAUGUUGUUGUACAUGGCCCUAGUGCUCUAUGCCCCAUCAUUGGCCCUGAAUUCAGUGACGGGGUUUACGUUAUGGGGAUCGGUUAUCUCGGUGGGAAUAGUAUGCACACUGUAUACUACAAUAGGUGGUAUGAAAGCUGUACUGUUCACCGACUCUUUCCAAGUAGGAAUGAUGUUUGCAGGGUUGUUAGCUAUCUUAAUUCAGGGUAACAUCGAGCUGGGUGGGUUUCAUGAGGCAUGGAAAAAGGCCGAAGAAAGUGGAAGGGUGUAUUUUGAUGAUUUUAGUCCUGAUCCCAAAGUCCGACAUAGUGUCUGGUCCCUGGUGAUUGGUGGAACCUUUACCUGGGUAGCCAUCUAUGGCGUCAAUCAGGCACAGGUCCAGCGCUAUUGCACCUGUCCUUCUCUAAGGAAAGCCCAAAUAGCUAUCUGGCUAAAUUUCCCUGGUCUGUGUCUCAUCUUAUAUCUGUGUUGCCUGAUUGGAAUGGUGGUCUAUGCUUUCUACAGCACCUGUGACCCCUUCUCUUUUAAUCUUGUUAAAACAUCUGAUCAGUUGCUUCCUCUUUUUGUGAUGGAUGUGUUGGGGCACCUUAAGGGGUUUCCAGGCCUCUUUGUAGCAUGUUUAUUCAGCGGAGCGUUAAGCACCAUCUCCUCUGGAUUGAGCGCUCUAGCAGCUGUGGUGUUAGAAGACGUUAUCAAGGCAUACAUGUUCAAAGACCUGUCAGAGAACGCAGCCACCAACACGUCAAAGGGGCUCGCUUUUGUAUUUGGGAUUAUAUGUCUGGGAUUGACCUACGUAGCCUCACUCCUAGGUGGCGUUCUACAGGCCGCUCUUUCGUUAUUUGGAAUGAUAGGCGGUCCUCUUCUGGGGUUGUUUAUUUUAGGAAUGAUGUUUCCAUGGGCCAAUAAAUGGGGAGCCUACAGUGGUCUACUUCUGGGUUUGGUAUUUAUGUUUUGGAUUGGUGUUGGGGCACAGAUCUAUCCGCCUCACAAUCCAAAGUCCGCCAUUAAUAUAACCGGCUGUAACUGGAACCUCACCACCCCCGCACCUACACCCACCCCGAUAUCUUCAUUCAACGCUUCUACCACCGCCGCUGCCAUUAGCUCCACCACUGCGCUCUUAAACCCUACCACUCCUACUGUGGUUGAAGAAACAAAUGUAUUCCAGGAUCUGUAUGCGCUGUCUUACAUGUGGUACAGCGCCACAGCUGUUCUCUUUGUCGUCGUUGUGGGUCUGAUUGUUAGUUUUCUGACAGGGCCUCAGGAUCCCAAAGAUUUGGAUCCAAGACUAAUAUGUCCUUUGUUUGACAUCCUUUUUCCCUACUUGCCAGAAAAGAUCAGAAAACCUCUUAGGUUUGGGGUCAGACAUGGCGAAGUGAACGAUAAAAUUAAAAAAGGAGAGGGAGGUGUAUAUGCUGAUGUAAAUAUAGACAUAUUGAAUCAAGAAAUCCAAGUAGAUUCCAAUGGGAAAACUAAAGAGAUCCAAGUCAAUGGUAGCAAGAGUAUGGCAAAUCAGAGCAUCCCUAAUGGGACUCCCAAUGGGGGGUUUGUGGGAGAUGAAACAGAAAUGGUUUCCCGGUUAUGAUCUUUAUCCACGAAAAACAUUCCUUGAAAAAAGUGCAUGUUUCAAAUUGAUUUUCCAUGCUGCAGACAAAAUACAUUUUCAAUGUAUACAAAGCAUAGCUGUUGUUAGUUAAACUUUAUAUUUGUUUUUUAUCUACUGUUGAAAUGAAACCAAUCCUAUACUAAUGUUGAGAUAUUAGUUUGAUUACUCUAAAUGUACCAGUAAUAUCUAGGAUGAUAAUAUGCGAUGUUUUUCCCUUCUUAAAUGAACCAAUUUGAAGUGCCUGUUGAUUAUGUGUAAUAUCAUAUGAUGUUGUUUCGUUAUGAGUAAUUAUAUACCUAAAACAAAAUAUGUACAUUUGUAUAUUUACAUUUAUUGACUGGGUAAGAGGACAACAUAUCAACUGUUGGACCCGAAGACACAAAUGUUGACCAAUGACAAAGGUCCAUUAAGGUCAAUUAAAUAACUGCCCAGUAAAUAACUGUAUACUAUAUGCUUGUAUAUACUUAACAUUUAUUUAAUUGUGCUUAUUUGCCUUUAAUUUUAUUUUCAGAUUUUUCUUUUGCUUCUUUAUCGUUUAUACUUUUGACGUUAAGAGAUAAGGAGUCCUUACAGUUUUGUCUCAUGAAAAAGGAAAUCACUUCAUUCCAUUCUUUCCGUUUAGCCCAAUAUACAAAGAGACUACUAAACAUUUUAAAUUUUGCCUGAUAUGUACAUAUUUAGUGACAUACUCGGACAAAUUUCGCGUCGGUUGACAAUGGCUUUCUCGGGGGCGUCAAUUUCAAUAUUACCCUCCCAAAAAAAUUACUGUUAACUAGUUAUAAUGUUAUAGGCACUUUUUUCAGAAAAUUUUUAUACAGGGAUAUCUACUUUAAUUAUGUGUAUAUAUUUUGUUUGUUUGUAUUCAUGUUUAUGAAAAGAAACUUGUGCCUGUUUAUGCGUUAUAAAUAUAAGUAUUUAGGUUUUGCAUUGAAUAUUAUAUACCGAGUCCAAGACAAAAACGCGCACAUUAACUAUUUCUCGGGAGAAACAGUAACUGUCAAGGGGACAUUACAUGAUCUUGUCCGAAUAUUCAGUAAGUAUGUAAAUGUAUUUUAUUACACGUACAGUCUGUUUAGAUAAUCGAGUUAUCGGACGCAAUCUUAGAGGAGGGAGUGGUUGUCUCUUGCAUUUUGCAAAAGAUAUACAGAUAGGAACAUAUUUGCGAGUAAAAUAAUUCUAAUGACUUGAUAGUUUCUAUACUCUGUACAGUACAGUACAGUACGGUACAGUAGGGCCCAUUCAAUUUUAAUAAUUUAAUACUUAUAGCAAGAAUUUACUGUAUAUUCCAUAUAAAUGUCUCUUAUAAUCUCUAAACUUACCUUUGAAUGCAUCUUUGAAACUAUUCCUUACAUCCCAGAAAAACACAACAAUAUCAAACAUAUAUAAGAUUCGACUUGAAACAAAAAGCUUUAAAAAGGUAUUGUGAGAAAUUAUUGAUUAUUCAAAUGGAACAUAAAGUAACCGGCAAAUUAGCAUAUAAAACAUGACACAAUUAUGACAAUUUGUGUUAUGUAUACGCCUUUUCUGGGGAAGAAAAUUCAUAUCACACACUGAGAAGAACUAAAUAUUUGUAGUAUUAAAUCAAUAACAUUUUACGUAUUACAAUUUAUGAAUAUCGUGAUAAGCAUUCAUAUUGCAACAACACAGUUCAUCAAUAAACGAGUUUAAAAUAGAAUACAAAAUGCACUUCAAAUAUCUGUACAUACAUAUUAACAUAUUAACAUACAUUCAAGACUGUAUAUAUAUAGGGUAGAUCAAAAAUGCACCGAGCAGGGGAAAAAUAGUUCAAUUUGUUAUUCAAAAGUGGUUUGUAGCGUCAGUAUCCAAUAGAUGGAUUUAUAUUUACACCAGAUGGUGCGGGGCUGUCAUCUUUAUGAGAAUAAAAAUUGUAAUUUACAUAUGUAAUUCAUCAUGUCAUAACAUUCUUACAUCUGUCAUUCCAAGAAAGGUAACUCUACUUCACAAAUGUGAUUAUUUUUAUAUUUCAAAUUUCAAAGUAUUUUAGAAUAUAUUUCUCCGGUCUUAAUUAGAUAUUAAUUAGAUAUUGUGAAAACAUACUUAUCAUUAAAGAUUAUUGAACACAUCAUACUUCACAAA